AUGCUUGUCAGUGCCAUACCUAAUCCUGCCAGUGGUUAUCUGAGCCUGUUCUACAGUCGUCGUGUGGAAACUCGUCGAAGUCAGAUUGCUAAAACACUGCGUGAAGUGGUCCAUAUCGCUCAGGAAAUACUACACGAAGUGGAAUUACAAGAGCCUCGCUUUAUCAGCACACUGAAACUAACCUCACCCAAUCGAGGUUUGGCCUAUUACGAUGGGCUUCGGGUCCUCUCCCCAACCUGUUUCGAAGUCACCCUGUUUCUCAACCAGAUGGGUGUGUUCAAUUUUGUGGACGACGGGAGUGUGCCCGGUGGCGCAGUGCUUAAACUGUCUGACGGUAGAAAACGUUCCAUGUCGCUGUGGGUCGAGUUUAUCACCGCAUCCGGUUACCUGUCGGCCAGGAAAAUUCGUGCCCGAUUUCACAGUCUAGUUGGACAAGCUUUGCAAAAAUGUGGAUAUCGGAGCAUGUUACGCAUGCUGGGACACACGAGUGAAGUACGUAUCUGUAUACGUGAGCGAUAUAUUUUACAAAUCACACCAGCUUUUCGAUGCUCCGGGCUGUGGCCUCGAUCGGCCAGUCAUUGGCCACCGAGGGCUCAAUGGCCAUCAACCCAUUUGAUCAACGAAGUAAAACGAGAAGGUUUUUGUCUUUUAAGUCAAGAAUCUGUCUAUACUAAAGAUAAACAGGCAUCAGCUGAAGGGGACGCUUGGUUACUUGAUUUUUACGAUGCUGAAGAACGUCUGUUAGCAUCCGGAUCACGGAAACAAUGUUUGAACAUUUUGAAAACACUUGCUGAUCAACAUUUGAUGGGUUUGGCCGGGAGCGAGUAUGAUUUGAAAACACUCGUGCUUCAUGAAUGUGAAAAACAUCCCCGAGAAAGCGAAUGGACCACAGAAGCUUUACCCGAUCGUAUAAACGGUGUUCUAUUACAGUUGAUCUCUUGUCUUCAACAUCGGUACUGUCCUCACUAUUUUCUACCUCAUUUGGAUAUAUUUCGUGGACAUUCACAUGCCGGAAUGGAUGUGACAGCUCGACAGGCUUGGUGCCUGUUACGUGAACUACUGACUUGCCCGAGGGCUCUAGAGCGGCUGUGA
This is a messenger RNA of Echinostoma caproni, 1092 nucleotides long. NCBI's taxonomy places the organism in Eukaryota, Metazoa, Platyhelminthes, Trematoda, Plagiorchiida, Echinostomatidae. The record is from the annotation of a GenBank genome assembly.